Daldinia vernicosa is the source of this 455-nucleotide messenger RNA. Its product is annotated as NADH:ubiquinone oxidoreductase 6.6kD subunit. Lineage: Eukaryota; Fungi; Ascomycota; Sordariomycetes; Xylariales; Hypoxylaceae. The coding region runs from base 140 to 367 and encodes 75 amino acids. The transcript is spliced from 4 exons. The record is from RefSeq and is a predicted model, not a curated record.
UGUGUACAAGCCUCAACCCAUUCAAGACGUCAAGAAGCGAAUUGAAGCUACGAUCAAUCAAUACCAAGAUCGAUCUCUUGAAAACAACCACCUAAACACCCACCUAUCUAGUGCACGGCAAUUGCCUACCUCUGUCAAGAUGGCUGGCAUGGAGCACUACCGCAUGGCGAUGGACCCGGCUAUCCAGAAGCUGGGGAACAUGACCACGAACCGUCACAAGUUCUUCCGAUGGACUCCGCGAACCGCGCGUAUCACCUUCAUGUACGCCAUCGCCGUGCCGACCAUCCUCGGCGUCAUCGCAUACACCACCGACGGAAAGUGGGAUUUGCGAGCGAAGAGGAAGGGAGACUUGAUCAGUGAGUUCUAAGAGAAGAACCCGCGUGGGAGAAGCUUGAACGACUGUAUAUAAGGCUAGGCGAAACUACCGCAAUUGAACGAGGACUUUGACCAAUGAA